AUGGACACGCAGAACCUCCCUGAAUACAUGAAGCGUCCCGCGCUGCAGCCCCGACGGCUUCGGAUCGUUGGGAUCGGCGCCGGAGCCUCUGGACUCUUGCUCGCUUACAAGAUCCAGAGGAACUUCAUCAAUGUCGAUUUGACCAUUUUUGAGAAGAACGAAGGAGUGGGAGGGACGUGGUGGGAAAACAAUUAUCCAGGAUGCGCCUGUGACAACUUUUCACACACAUAUACCUAUUCCUUCGAACCCAAGACGGACUAUGAGGGCACGUAUUCCACGUCUCAAGAGAUUCAAGGAUACUUUGAAUCGUUCUGUCACAAAUACAAUCUGGACCGCUACAUUCAACUUUCACAUGCGGUUACACGGUGUGAAUGGGAUGAAGUCGGCGCUACAUGGACCGUGACCACCAACGACUUACGGUCUGGGAGAUCAAAAAAGACAGUCUGCGAUAUUCUGGUCAAUGCGACUGGCGUACUUAACAGCUGGAAAUGGCCUGAUGUUCCAGGACUCGACAAGUUCCAGGGUCAACUAGUGCACAGUGCGCAUUGGGAUCCGCAGGUCGACCUUGACCAGAAAACCGUUGGGCUAGUUGGCAAUGGGUCUUCGGGGAUUCAGAUCUUGCCGGCAAUAUUACCCCAGGUAAACCGCGUGGUCCAUGUCAUCCGCAGUCCUGCCUGGGUCGUGACGCCCUUUGGGAACAGCAUGCCCCGCAAAUUCACGGAGGAGGAGAAGAACGAGUUCGCCGACCAUCCAGAGACACACUUGCUCCUUCGAAAGCGCAUCGAGGCCACCAACAACAGCUUUUUCCAGAUCUUUUUGAAGAACACGCCCGAAUGCCGAGCCGCGAAACAAAAGUUCACCGAGCAGAUGCGCGAGCAGCUGGGAAGCUUCGACCUCGCGAACAAGCUCAUUCCAAAGUGGCCUCUGGGCUGUCGCCGUCUAACCCCGGGCAUUGGGUACCUGCAGGCCUUGCAGGAUCCCAAGACCGAGCUUAUCUACGAUGCACUGGCUGAAGUGACUGAGGCGGGCUUGAGAACCACGAGUGGUCGUGAAAUUCCCGUGGAUAUCAUCAUCUGUGCCACCGGGUUCGACACGUCAUUCAAACCCAAGUAUCCCGUGGUAGGACCCAAGGGGCAAGAUCUCCGUGACGUCUGGAGUGAUCAGCCGAAAGGGUAUCUAGGACUGGCCGUUCCCGAGUUCCCCAAUUACUUCACCUUCUUGGGGCCGAACUGCCCGAUCGGCAACGGCCCGGUCUUGUGCGCGGUCGAAGCGCAGGGCGAUUAUAUCUGCAAAUUCAUCUACCGAAUGCAGACAGAAGACAUAAGGACGGUGACACCGAAGAUGGCGGCCGCGGAUGAGUUUAUGAAAUUCAAAGACACAUUUUUCCAGACGACGGUGUGGAGUGAAGACUGUCAAUCGUGGUACAAGCUCCGGCACAACAACAAGAUCUCGGCCGUGUGGACAGGGUCGACCAUCCACUAUCUGCGCGCCGUCGAGCACCCCCGGUACGAGGACUGGGACUAUACAUAUCUCUACGACAAUCGGUGGUCGUUCUUGGGCAACGGACUGGCUCCGGACGACGUCGAUCCCAAAGCCGACCUGGCAUUCUAUGUCCGCCAGUUCGACGACGCGCCCAUCAUCGGGAGCAAGAAGAUUUACGAGGGCCCGUGGGUGGCAAAUAGAGGUGAAAGUGCCAUUGGUCUGAAAGAUACAGAAUACAAGGAGCCAGAGGAGGUAUUGCCUGAGCUUCCACCAGCGGGACCCAGGCUCUGA
Fonsecaea pedrosoi CBS 271.37 is the source of this 1773-nucleotide messenger RNA. RefSeq lists its product as uncharacterized. The coding region runs from base 1 to 1773 and encodes 590 amino acids. Lineage: Eukaryota; Fungi; Ascomycota; Eurotiomycetes; Chaetothyriales; Herpotrichiellaceae. Gene Ontology annotation, molecular function: flavin adenine dinucleotide binding; N,N-dimethylaniline monooxygenase activity; NADP binding. The record is from RefSeq and is a predicted model, not a curated record. The transcript is spliced from 7 exons.